AGUUUUAUCGUAAAAAUAAAAGUGAGUUAUCUCGUAAUGGGCGUUUCAAAACACAAACAUACAAAGUUACGUUAAAAACUUAUAGCAAUGCUUGAUUGAAAGUUGUUACGCGAAAUCUUGAAGCAUUUCAUAUUGUUAGAUUUGAACAUUAAACUAAUCACGAAGGACGGAAGGAAGGGUCAACUAGAUGGAUCACAAUACUGAGGUUGUACAUACAGUACGAUAAACUCUCAUCCCUGGACUGGGAUGAGGCGCAGAUGUCACUAGUCUUGAUAUCGUACAUGUAUAUAACUUUCAACUUUACACAGCCAUUUCAUCAGUGAUAAAAGAAAUAAGUGCAAGUGUACGUUCGAUUACGAUUACAUUUAGUAAUCAUAACAAUGUCAAUACAGGUAUUAUUUCGGUGUGUAAACAAAUGUUUUAACGUUCGCAUUUUAAAACUGACAACCCAAAACUCGGAAGCUAAUGCAGUUUGUAUUUCUAUAAAGCCAUGGAGCGGUAUCGAGCGCAGGAGUUACAGUACGACCCAAGCUACCUGCUGGCCGGUGGCGUGGCCAGCUUCCUGCUCAAUAUCCUCUUAUUUCGGUUUGUGAGUCCCAGCGUGUCCGCCUGUUUGUCGCCAGCAUACACCCGCCUCCCGAGACACGUCCGAGCAGAGUGGGACGAUAGGUUUAUCUCAAAUGUGAACGCCCUGGUUUCCAUCGCCCUGUCCUCCUACACGCUACUCUGGGACGCCGGGAUGCACGAGGACCGCGUCUGGCACGACACUUUUGCUGCGCGCCUCGCAUGCGCAGUAGUGGUUGGCUACAUGGCAGCUGAUCUCGCCUGCAUGGUCGCCUGGUGCCGUGUGAGCCGCGGCGAGAUGGCCGGCUACCUGUUUCACCACGCUGCCACAAUCUAUGCAUACUACUUUAUUUCUGCUUAUGGGGUACUUUGCUAUUUCGGGAUGCUACGCCUGAUCGCAGAGGCUUCCACCCCAACAGUGAACCAAAGGUGGUAUUUUGACAAGCUGGAGUACUCGCGGUCACGUCCGUUGGUGGUGCUGAAUGGCUUUCUCAUGGUGGCGACGUUCUUCUUGUUCCGGAUGUGCGCCAUGCCGGUGUACUGGUUCCAGGUGUGGCAGGUGGCCGGGAGUGAGGCGGUGACACGGCUCGGCCAUAUCCGGGCAAUCAUGUUCGUGCCCACGUUCGUCCUGGAUGUUCUCAACACGUUCUGGUUCUACAAGAUGUGCCGGGGCUUCGUCAAGGCCAUACGGACUCUCAAAACCCCGAUCAAAGACAUGGAACGGAAAACUGUCUAAAAUACUACUAGUAUUUAAGAAUGUUUCAUUCUGUUACAAAACUAUGAUUUACUGGUGGUGCUAUUAUGGACCAGCAACUGAUCGAGUGUGUCGGUUUCUUUGGUGCAUUAUGUUUGCGUGUUCAUUUCAAUGCACUUUUACUUAGACGUGUACUUACAUUUAUCAAUUUGAAAAUGUAGCAAUUAUAUGUUUAAAUAGUUCUUAUACAUGUACAUAUUUAAAAAAACAGUCAUAGUAGCAAAUUACGAUUCAAACUCCCCUGUAAUAUUAGAACCUCCGAUCAAAUGUCUUAAAUACGUCAACAAGUUUACUAUUAACUCAUUAAUUACUGUCUUAAAUGAAAAUGUUUGAAACCAAA
Molecule: messenger RNA, 1658 nt
Organism: Mya arenaria
Lineage: Eukaryota; Metazoa; Mollusca; Bivalvia; Myida; Myidae
Product: TLC domain-containing protein 4-A-like
Exons: 5
Coding region: 491-1300 (269 amino acids)
Biological process (GO): lipid homeostasis
Cellular component (GO): membrane; endoplasmic reticulum
Source: RefSeq, a predicted model, not a curated record